This is a messenger RNA of Lachnellula hyalina, 1548 nucleotides long. Its product is annotated as putative protein disulfide-isomerase. NCBI's taxonomy places the organism in Eukaryota, Fungi, Ascomycota, Leotiomycetes, Helotiales, Lachnaceae. The transcript is spliced from 2 exons. Gene Ontology annotation, biological process: response to endoplasmic reticulum stress. Gene Ontology annotation, cellular component: endoplasmic reticulum lumen. Bases 1 to 1548 code for a protein of 515 amino acids. The record is from RefSeq and is a predicted model, not a curated record. Gene Ontology annotation, molecular function: protein-disulfide reductase activity; protein disulfide isomerase activity.
AUGGUUCAUACUACCUCCAUCUCUCUUGCAGCCGUUGCCCUGCUAGCUGCACUACCCGUCAACGCUGGUCUCUACACCAAGAACUCUCCAGUCAUCCAGAUUGACGGCAAGAAUUACGACCGUCUUAUUGCAAAAUCCAACUACACCUCUAUCGUCGAAUUCUACGCUCCGUGGUGUGGCCACUGCAAGAACCUCCAACCCGCAUAUGAAAAGGCUGCGAAGAGUCUGGCAGGUCUUGCCAAGGUGGCAGCUGUCGACUGUGACGAAGAAUCCAACAAGCAGUUCUGCGGCGGCUUUGGAGUACAAGGCUUCCCAACAUUGAAGAUUGUCAAGCCUGGCAACAAACCCGGAAAGCCCAUCGUCGAAGAUUACCAGGGACCGAGAACUGCAAAGGGAAUCGUUGAUGCGGUUAUCGACAAGAUCCCGAAUAAUGUCAAGAAGGUAGAUGAUAAGGGGCUGGAGGCAUGGUUGGACGGAGCAAAGGAGACACCAAAGGCUAUUCUAUUCACGGACAAGGGAAAGACAAGCGCAUUGAUGAAGGCUAUUGCUAUUGAAUUCAAGGGUAGCGUUAGUGUGGCACAGAUCAGAGAUAAAGAGAAGGCAUCGGUCGAGUUAUUCGGAAUCACCAAGUUCCCAACACUUCUCCUCCUCCCAGGUGGAAAAGAGGCAGCUGAGGGCAUUGUGUACGAUGGUGAGCUGAAGAAGGAUGAUAUUGUGAAAUUCCUCUCCCAAGCUGCAACACCCAACCCAGACCCCUCUCCAGCAAAGGUCAAGCUUCCGAAAUCCAAAUCUUCCAAGAAGGCAUCGAAGGAGGAGGCCUUCAAGUCUGCAUCAGCAUCUCAAGCUUCCGAGGAGGGAACAGCCGCCGCCGCCAGUGCUACCGAGGAAGUUCUCGAAGAGGAGGCAACAGAAUCACCUGAUCCUAAAGUUGACACCCAGAAGCCCAUCAUCAUCCAGGAUCCUGCUCCACCAAUUUCCCUUCUUAUCACAGAAGAAGAGCUACGCAAAGAGUGUUUAGGUCCCCGAACCGGAACAUGUAUUCUGACCCUUCUCUCAGAUACCCCAGACGAGCUGGCCUCCAGUGCGGUCGGUGCAUUGUCUGAACUUGCCCACAAGUAUAAGCAGCACAAGAGAAAGCUCUUCCCAUUCUACGUCGUGGCACCAACCAACUCAGCAUACGGGGCCAUUAAAGAUUAUCUCAAUCUCAAAGCUGAUACCGAAUUGGUUGCUGUGAAUGGGCGUCGGGGAUGGUGGAAGCAGUUGCCAAAGGCAGAGGGUACCCUAUCGGAGAAGGAUGUUACGGAGGAAGCACUUGAGAACUGGAUUGAGGCUAUUAGGCUGGGAGAAGGCGCUAAGCAAAAACUGCCUGAUGGAUUGAUUCCGGAAGAAGUGGAAGAGGCGGAGCCAACUCCAGAGACACCUGAGCCUGCUGGAGAGACAGUGACUAUUGAAGAGCCCGCGGAACAAAAGACCAUUACCGUGGAGGAGGUUAAGGAAGAAACAGUUUCCGAGGAGAAGCCCAAGGCAACUGUUCACGAGGAGCUGUGA